Messenger RNA from Carassius carassius (crucian carp), 1132 nucleotides. RefSeq names its product gap junction Cx32.2 protein-like. Lineage: Eukaryota; Metazoa; Chordata; Actinopteri; Cypriniformes; Cyprinidae. Gene Ontology annotation, biological process: cell communication. The record is from RefSeq and is a predicted model, not a curated record. Gene Ontology annotation, cellular component: connexin complex. The transcript is spliced from 2 exons. Bases 88 to 783 code for a protein of 231 amino acids.
CUUAAUCAUUGAGCAACACAGUCAGCACAGCACUGAAACACAAGCUGUCACAGUUUUUCUGGCAGAGAAGAUACAAACGGCACAAGCAUGGGAGAGUGGGGCUUUCUCUCCAAGCUGCUGGACAAAGUGCAGUCUCACUCCACUGUCAUUGGGAAGGUGUGGCUCACUGUUCUCUUUGUCUUCAGGAUCAUGGUUCUCGGAGCUGGGGCUGAAAAGGUGUGGAGCGACGAACAAUCAAAAAUGAUCUGCAACACUAAGCAACCUGGUUGUACAAACGUCUGUUACGAUCACACCUUUCCAAUCUCCCACAUUCGCUUCUGGGUACUUCAGAUCAUCUUUGUGUCUACUCCAACACUUCUAUUCUUCGGUCAUGUUCUGCAUAUCCUCCACAAAGAUAAGAAAUUAAGACAGCAGAUUAAAAGCUAUGAGGAAAAGCAAGGCCUCAAACAUUCCAAAUACACUAACGAUCAUGGCAAAGUUAUAAUCAAGGGUCAGUUAUUAGGUAGUUACCUAGCCAGCCUGUUUGCUAAGAUAUUGCUUGAGGCUGCGUUUAUUGUAGGUCAGUAUUAUAUUUACGGUUUCAUAAUGAUCCCUAAGAUAGAAUGCUCCCAGUCUCCUUGCCCUCAUACGGUUGAGUGUUACAUGUCUCGUCCCACAGAGAAAACCAUCUUUAUUAUCUUCAUGCUGGUGGUGUCGUGUAUCUCUCUGCUUCUGAACGUGGUUGAGAUGUUCUACCUGAUAUGCCGCAGGUCAAAGAGACAUCGUGAACAGAUGAACAGAUGAAAGACGUUCUCGCAAGGUUUAAACGGACCUUCAAAGUCUACCUAAACUUAAGACUGAAAAGACCAUGUUUGAAGUUUUAAGCUCUUCCAUAGCUACAUGAAUUUAAGAUCUGGGUAUUCAAAUUCAAGCCAUUUUGUGAUCAUUUUGUUUUGCACAGUUUUUGUUUUGCUGUGAUAUGAUAAUAUGUAUUUUGAACAAUGUUUGCUCGAGAAUGAAUGUUAAUGUACAUCUGCAUGGUGCCACAGGGCAUUUCAGGUAAUUUUAUAUGGACUUUUAACCUUUAUUAAUGUAAUAACUUGUCAUAUGACCUACCAUUUAUUUCUUCUUAUAAACUUUUGUGAUGCUUUAA